Messenger RNA from Dentiscutata erythropus, 336 nucleotides. The record is from the annotation of a GenBank genome assembly. Lineage: Eukaryota; Fungi; Glomeromycota; Glomeromycetes; Diversisporales; Gigasporaceae.
AUUCAAAUAGUAAACAUUUCUUAGCUCGACCUGUAAAUUUACUACCAAGAAAAUCAAUUCGGUCUUCUGUUAAUUGUUAUUGCGAUAAAUGUAAUAGUAAAAAGGUUGAUUCUUGUACUAGAGAUUUGCAUAGUAUUUCUCUAAACAAAAUAAAUUUUGUUAAGCAAGUUAGCAGUAUCUGUGCUAAAUCUCCAACCAGUCAUAUCGAAUCUUUAACUAGUCUCAUUGAAUCUUCAAUUAAUCAUGCCGAGUGUUCAACUAAUAAUAUUGAAUCUUUAACUAAUUGUAUUGAAUCUUUAGCUAGUUGUAUUAAUCAAUCUCAAUCUUCUAAAAAAC